AUGGGUCGUCGAAGACAAAGAGAAAGCGUUUGGAUUCAGUGUGUCGCGUUGCUUUGUUUAUUUGACUGGUCUGCAGCGCAGAUCUCUUACUCCGUUUCAGAGGAGGUGGACAAAGGCACGUUUGUGGGGAAUCUCGCUAAGGAUUUAAACCUUAAAGUACAGGAACUGGAGUCGAGGGGUCUAAGGAUUGUAUCGGGACACAGUAAGAGCUAUUUUGAUGCGAAUCUGAAAACAGGAGUACUGUUCGUUAACGAGAGAAUAGACAGAGAGGAGCUUUGUCCGAAUACGGUAAAGUGCUCUCUAAAUAUAGAGGCCAUAUUGAGCCAUCCUAUGCUUCUCCACCGCAUUGAGGUGAAUAUUUUAGACAUCAAUGACAAUUCUCCGUCAUUCAUUAAAAAGGUUGCUACUUUUAACAUAUCUGAAUCUUCAUACCCCGGCGAGCGAUACCCACUACCAAUAGCGAAUGACGCAGAUACCGGCAGUAACUCGGUAAAGAGCUACAAGCUGAGCCCGAAUGAACACUUUUCCCUGGAUGUACAGAGCGGUGGAGAGCAGAGUGUGUCUGCUGAGUUAGUGCUGCAGAAAGCUUUAGACCGAGAGAAACAGCCUGUGAUCCAGCUCACACUGACCGCUGUAGAUGGAGGAAAACCUCCACAAUCCGGAACGUUGCCUAUUGUUGUAAAUGUCAUAGAUUCUAAUGAUAAUUCACCCUCAUUUAGCAAGCCGCUGUAUAAGGUCAGUGUGCUUGAGAAUAUACCUUUUGGGACCACAGUCUUAAAACUCAGUGCUACUGAUUUAGACGAAGGACUACAUAGUAAACUUGUGUAUUCAUUCGUUGAGCGUGGGAAUCUGAAUCCUGCUGAUAUAUUUGCCCUAAAUCCAGACACUGGGGAAAUGACUGUAAAGGCGAAUUUGGAUCAUGAAGCAAAUGCUGCGUAUGAAAUCCGGGUGCAAGCAACUGACCAAGGUCCCUCACCCCGCAGUGGUUAUUCUAAAGUGUUGGUAGAAGUUAUUGAUGUCAACGACAAUGCCCCUGAAGUCUCGGUGACGUCACUUAUGAGCCCAGUGAAAGAGGAUAGUGAAAUGGGGACAGUGGUCGCCUUGGUAACUGUGAUAGAUAAAGAUGGAGGGAAAAACGGCCUCACCAACUGUAAACUUGUUGGCUCUGUUCCUUUUAAAUUAAAGUCGAACUAUAAAAACUAUUUUUCGUUAGUGGUAGACGGGCCUCUUGACAGAGAGAGCACUGCUCAGUACAAUGUCACUGUCACAGUUACGGAUGGAGGGACCCCGCCUCUCUCCAGCACCAGCGUUAUUACUGUGCGCGUUUCUGAUGUGAAUGACAACGCUCCUCGCUUCUCAGAACCCAUUAUAAAUAUUUAUGUCAAAGAGAACAGUCCGGUAGGUGACGUCAUUUAUACGAUGUCUGCUUUUGAUCCAGAUUCAGAUGAAAAUGCAAAGAUGACGUAUUCAUUAUUAGACACAAGUGUUUCAAUAUCAUCUUCUGUAAAUAUAAACUCAGAUACAGGAGAUAUAGUCAGUCUUCAGUCUUUUAACUAUGAGGAGAUAAAAACAUUCAGUUUUAAAGUUCAGGCUACAGACUCUGGUGUUCCUCCGCUCUGCAGCAACGUGACUGUGAACGUUUUUAUUCUGGAUGAGAAUGACAACAGUCCUGGGAUUCUCGCGCCCUAUUCUGAUCACGGCUCCGUUAACAAUGAGAACAUUCCCUAUUCUGCUGAAGCGGGCUACUUUGUGGCCAAGAUCAGGGCUGUAGACUCCGACUCUGGCUACAAUGCGCUGCUUUCUUAUCACAUCUCUGAGCCCAAGGGAACCAACCUCUUCCGAAUCGGAACCAGCACCGGGGAACUAAGGACUAAGAGGCGAAUGAGUGACAAUGACCUGAAAACUCACCCGUUGGUGGUGUUGGUUUCUGAUAACGGAGAACCCUCACUGUCAGCGACUGUGUCUAUUGAUGUAGUGGUGGUUGAAAGUACAGGUGAAAUCCAGACUCAUUUCAAAAACGUACAGAGAAAGGACGAGAGCUUCUCUGAUUUAAACCUGUAUUUGCUGAUCGCCAUUGCCUCGGUGUCAGUGAUAUUUUUCCUGAGCCUGAUCAGUUUAAUCGCUGUAAAAUGCUUCAGGACAGACGACAGUUUCAAAAGGUACGGCGCCCCAGUGAUCACCACACACCCUGACGGGAGCUGGUCUUACUCUAAAUCUACUCAGCAGUAUGACGUGUGUUUCAACUCAGACACACUGAAGAGUGACGUAGUGGUUUUCCCCGCACCGUAUCCACCUGCAGAUGCAGAACUGAUCAGUAUUAAUGGAAAUGACACGUUUGACAGGACUCAGACAUUACCCAACAAGGAGAAACCGUUUUUGAUCUCUGCUGAUUGGGGCACUGUUUUUUUUUACGACAUGACUGUGUGA
Salvelinus namaycush (lake trout) is the source of this 2427-nucleotide messenger RNA. RefSeq names its product protocadherin alpha-2-like. NCBI's taxonomy places the organism in Eukaryota, Metazoa, Chordata, Actinopteri, Salmoniformes, Salmonidae. Gene Ontology annotation, biological process: homophilic cell-cell adhesion. Gene Ontology annotation, cellular component: plasma membrane. The coding region runs from base 1 to 2427 and encodes 808 amino acids. The record is from RefSeq and is a predicted model, not a curated record. Gene Ontology annotation, molecular function: calcium ion binding. The transcript is spliced from 3 exons.